AUGGAUAAAACAAACAUGAAUAUAUCAUCAUUCAAUUUUCCUAUAAUACCAACAGAAUUUUUUUAUUUUUCGUCAAAUUUAAUUGAUGAUAAUAUUCAUACAAUAGAUAAUCAAACAUUAUCAUUAUUACAAUUUAAUUAUCAAUGGAUAUUUUCAUUAUUUAUACUUUCAUUAAUUGGUAUUUUAUUAACAAUAAUUAUAUCAUUUUUAUGUUUAUAUUUCUCAAUACGUCGUUUAAAUUUAACAAAUUUAUAUCUUUGUUUUAGUGUAUGUUUUAUUUAUAUGAUUGUUAUCUUGUUUUUAAUACGUGGUAAUGAAUUAUUUUGUGGUUUAAGAGAAUUUUUAUCACAAUUUUCAUAUGUUUUAAUUUAUUCAGCAUUAUUAUGUCGUUAUAUUAUGAAAUGGUUAUCAACAAGAAUAUUAUCAAAACGUACAAAACAAUUAACAUCUUUAUUAAUUUAUUUAUUACUUAUAUCUAUACAAAUACCAAUUGGUAUACUUUGGUGGUAUUUUACUAUUCCACGUUUUUGUCAACAACAAACAAUAAAUGAAUAUGGUAAAUUAAAAUUUCAUUUUCAAAAACAAAUAUCAUCAAUAAAACCAUGUUCAUUUCAAUGUAUUGUUGAUUAUCGAUUUUAUGCGACAUAUACAUAUAUAAUAUUAGAAUUAUUUCUAUGUACAAUAAUAUCAAUAUGUUUAUUUUUAUGUCGUCAUUGUCAUUGUGAUAAAAAUGAAAAAGAUGAAUUAAUACUAAUAAAUAAUAAUCGUAACAAAUUAGUAGCAUUUUUUAAUAUGUUUGCCUUUAUUUUAAUUGAUAUAACAUGGACAAUAUGGACAUUUAUUUACCAUUUUACUCAUCCAUAUUAUGCAUAUCCCUCUAUUGUUAUUGGUAUGUUUACAAUAGGAACAAUAUGCCUAUUAUUUAUUCUUAUACCACAAGUAUAUUUUUAUUCGAAAGCUUCAAUGAAUGAUAUUAAUAUACCAAAAAUAGUUAUAUUUAGUAAUAAAUUCACAUCAGUAGACAGUAUAAAAGAUAAUGAUUCACUUCUUGAUGAAAAAUUUACAGAUCAAUCUAGUUCAAAAAAACGUAAAAAAUUAUCAAAUGGAAGUGAAUUAUCUUAUGAAUUAGCUGCUAGUGGAACAUUUUUACCAAUUACACGAACACCUAAAGGACCAUUUAAAGUUCUAAAUAAAGAUAAAGCAAUAUCAACUGAAAAAUUUCAUAAAUUAAUUUAUGAUAAACAUUCUAAUACAGUAAAAAUAUUAAAUAAUCAUGAUCAAUCAACUAUACAUGAAAAUGAAACGAAUAUACCGAUAAAUCAGAGAAUAAAUCAACAAGAACAACUAAAAUCAUCUAUAACACCAUCGCAACAUCAAUUAACAUCAAAUAAUAAAUCUUGUGAUAUGAUGAAUUCAAUUGUAAAAAGAGAACAUCUCUAUCCAUCGAAUUCAAAUAUUCAAUCAUCUUCAUCUCCAAUGUAUUAUUCAUCACAUACUCCUCCUCAUUAUGAUGAAACAAUUGUACCAAUUUUAUGUAGUUCACAACGUUCUCAAACAUCAACACCUGUUAAAACACGUGUAGUAGUUAAAUCAUCAUCAUCAUCUGUACCAAUAACACGUCGUAUUUAUUCAAAUAUUGAUCAUCAAUAUAUUCGACAUCCAUAUUAUCAUGUAUUUCCUCCUCCGAUAACUCCAUUUUAUUAUUCAUCGGAAAUACAACCAGAAGAUUUCUCCAUUGAUCAUUAUCGAACAAUAUCAACAUAUCCAGGUGAUCAUUUAGGACAAUCAAUUUUAUCUUCAUCUUAUCGUUAUCCAUAUUUAAAUCCUCGAUUACAUAUGGAUAAUCGUUCAUUAUCACAACGUUUAUGGGAUAUUGAUAGUGGUGACGAUGAUGAUGAAGUUCAAGAAAAUAUUCUUCAUAUUCAUGGUUAUAUAACACCAAUGAAAGAGCGUUUAAAAGAUUUUCGUUCAAAUCAAAUUGAAAGUGAAGCCCAUACUAUAUUACAUAUUGGUAAUGAUAAUGAUGAAGAAGCAAAUUCAUUUAAUAAAAAACUUGUGUAUAAAUGA
Messenger RNA from Rotaria sp. Silwood2, 2067 nucleotides. The record is from the annotation of a GenBank genome assembly. NCBI's taxonomy places the organism in Eukaryota, Metazoa, Rotifera, Eurotatoria, Philodinida, Philodinidae.